Molecule: messenger RNA, 3570 nt
Organism: Hevea brasiliensis (rubber tree)
Lineage: Eukaryota; Viridiplantae; Streptophyta; Magnoliopsida; Malpighiales; Euphorbiaceae
Product: polyadenylation and cleavage factor homolog 4
Exons: 7
Coding region: 348-3380 (1010 amino acids)
Biological process (GO): termination of RNA polymerase II transcription
Cellular component (GO): cytoplasm; mRNA cleavage factor complex
Molecular function (GO): RNA polymerase II complex binding; mRNA binding
Source: RefSeq, a predicted model, not a curated record
ACCAUUGUAUCUUAACCAUAAAAGACACCGUUAUCAAGUGCUCUCGAAUCUCACCUAGACAGAAAACUCAAGGUAGUUAACCAGAAGCCAAUUCCGUUGAAUCUAAACCGUUGAUGAAAUAUAAACACAGCAAUGAUCUUGAUGCCACUCUCAAUCUCGCGAGGAAAGUACCUGUUCAAUCAAAUCACAACAUUUCACUCUCUAAACUCUGUCUCUCUAAUUCCGUUUUGCCAAUUAAAGGCCCUUGUUCAAUCAUCGUCUUCUGAUGGUUGUUCAAAACCCUAAUUCACGCUCAUUAUUAUUAUUGUUAUUAUUUUUGUUACUCUUUUCUCUGGGCUUGAGUGGAAAUGGAAUCGGAUAAAAUUCUUCUAAACCCUAGGUUUGCGAGUAGCUCUGCCAAGCCCAUGCCCAGCAAUGAGCCAUCGCAGAAGUCACCACCGUCAUUGCUCGACAGGUUCAGGGUUCUGUUGAAGCAGCGGGAAGAGGAAGCCAGGGUUUCUGCCGAGGAUGAUGACGUGGCGGGGCCGACUCUGAGCACCCAGGAGAUUGUGCAGCUUUACGAGUUGGUGCUCGAUGAAUUGACUUUCAAUUCAAAGCCUAUCAUUAAUGAUUUGACUAUUAUUGCCGGCGAGUUGAGGGAGCAUGGGGAGGGCAUUGCUGAUGCUAUCUGUGCCCGCAUUAUCGAGGUUCCAGUGGAACAAAAACUGCCAUCAUUAUAUCUUUUGGACAGCAUUGUCAAGAACAUUGGCCGUGAAUAUAUUGGGUACUUCUCAUCACGUUUACCUGAGGUUUUCUGUGAGGCAUACAGACAAAUUCACCCUAACCUGUAUAAUUCAAUGCAUCACCUCUUUGGAACAUGGUCUACAGUGUUUCCACCUUCUGUGCUUAGCAAGAUUGAGACUCAACUGCAAUUUUCUACACAAGUUAAUAGUCAAUCCUCUGGCUUGUCUUCCCUGAAGGCAUCUGAUUCACCUAGGCCAGCUCAUGGCAUUCAUGUUAAUCCAAAAUAUUUGCGUCAGUUGGAACAUUCUUCAGAUAAUAAUGCUCAGCAUGUAAGAGGAGCUUCAUCAACUCUAAAAGUAUAUAGUAAAAAACCUGCCAUUGGAUAUGAUGAAUAUGAUUCUGAUCAUGCAGAGAUCACAUCUUCCCAGGUUGGAGCCCAAAGAUUAAACCCAGCUGGAAGUGUAGGCCAUACAUCUUUUAUGCCUGGGGCUAAUAAGCUGCAUCCAUCUUCAAGUUCCAGGCUUGCAAGACGCUUGUCGCCUUCAAGAGUUGGAGCUGAGAGGCCAUUGCCCUCAGAAGUUGAUGACUUUGCUAUGGGAAAUUCUCCUCAAAUAUUUGUUGAUGGGGCUUCUCCAUCUCAUCCAGUGCUCAAUUAUGGAAAUGUUAAAGUGAUUGGCAGAGAUGAAGAGACAAAUGAAUGGAGAAGAAAACACUAUUCUGAUGAUAACCAUAACCGAUUGGAAGCUUCUAUUGCAUAUGGCUUAUCCAAUGGACAUGAGCGUCAAGGACCCAGAGCUUUAAUAGAUGCGUAUGGAGAUGACAGACGGAACAGAACUCCACAUAGUAAAUCUUUCCAAAUUGGACGCAUAGAUUUAGAUGGCAUGACCAAUAAAGUGGGUCCAAGAUCUUGGCAGAAUACUGAAGAGGAGGAAUUUGACUGGGAAGAUAUGAGCCCUACUCUAGCUGACCGCAGCAGGACCAAUGAUUUCUUACCAUCAUCUGUACCACCUGUUGGAGGGGCUGGGGCUAGGCCUGGCUUUGGAACAACAGUCGUUGUCCAAAUGGAUGAUUCCUCUAAUGUUGCUGAAGAUGCAGUCCCCAUUCUGGGUUCUGGUCGUGGAUCUGCUGUUAAAAUAACUGGAUUCCAAACUGAGAGAAGUCAGAUUAUGGGUUCUCGAUAUCCUCGAGAAGCUUGGAAGUUGCCACAGCACUUCUCUCAGACAGCAGAUCUCUUGAAUGCUAAAGGAAGAAGUGGGGAAUUCCAGAUACCAUUUUCCAGAAGUGGAAUACCCUCUUCAGGGAGUGAGAGUUUGGCUCCCCUCGGUGUCAAACUUCCAGAUACUGACGUCCAACUUCUCAAGCCUCUGACUCUUCCAUCAAGAAUGGUUUCCAGUAUUGCACCAUCAUCAUCUGGUGUAUGGCCUCUUGUGAAUGUGCAUAAAUCUCAUCCACCUCCUGUGCACACCAUUUUUCCACCACAGAAGCAAAGUAAAAGUCAGUUUGAUUCAAUAACUGCUAGUAAUAGUGUAAAUCAGGGUUUACAUAAGUCUUCCUUUUUGACUGACCAACAGUUCAAUGGCCUUGAAAGCAAAGAACCCAGUUUGAUGAAUCGACCACUAUUACCCAGUCAACAGACUCUGCAGAAUAAGCAAAACCAGGCUCAAGCUAAUCCUUUCCAGCCACAGUUUCUUCCAUCUAAUGAGGCUCAAGAAAAUCUUCCACCAUCUGUGGCUUCAAUGCCACCUCAUCCACUGGCACUUCCAUUGAACCAUGGAUAUACUGUACAAGGGCAUGGUGCUGUCAUGAGUAUGGCUCCUUCAAAUCUUAUACCUGCUAGGCAUCUUCCUUUACCAGUCAACAAUAUCCCAAACACCUUGCACUCACAGGCCAGGCUCCGGCCACCUCUACCUCGAGGUCCUCCUCCUGCUUCUCAAAUGAUACUUAACCCUCAAAAUGCUGGUCCAGUUGUCUCAAACCAAACCCCAGGUGGUACUUUUUCGGGUUUGAUUAGUUCUCUCAUGGCUCAAGGUUUGAUCUCAUUAACAAACCAAACACCUUUACAGGAUUCUGUGGGACUCGAGUUCAAUGCUGACCUUCUUAAGGUGCGCCAUGAGUCUGCAAUAAGUGCCUUAUAUACUGAUCUGCCCAGGCAGUGUACCACUUGUGGCCUUAGAUUUAAGUGCCAAGAAGAGCACAGUAGUCACAUGGAUUGGCAUGUUACUAAAAACCGGAUGUCCAAGAACCGUAAGCAGAAACCCUCUCGCAAGUGGUUUGUUAGUGCAAGUAUGUGGCUCAGUGGGGCAGAGGCAUUGGGAACUGAUGCAGUUCCUGGAUUUUUGUCUACUGAGACUGUUGUGGAGAAGAAGGAUGAUGAAGAAAUGGCUGUUCCCGCUGAUGAAGAGCAGAAGGCAUGUGCAUUAUGCGGAGAGCCUUUUGAUGAUUUCUAUAGUGAUGAAACAGAGGAAUGGAUGUACAAAGGGGCUGUCUACCUGAAUGCGCCCAAUGGAUUAACAGCAGGCUUGGACAGGUCCCAGUUAGGUCCUAUAGUACAUGCUAAAUGCAGGUCUGAGUCUAGUGUGGUUCCGCUUGAUGAUUCUAGACAUGAUGAAGAGGGAAACACUGAAGAGGCUAGUCACAGAAAACGAAUGCGGAGUUAAGUAUAUUUGAUUGGCUUCUAAGUCUUCUGUAACGUAGAUUGAGUUUAGUCAUGUUAGUAGUAUGCUCUUCAAUUCUUUAUGGUAGCGUUUGAGCUUGCAAUACUGUGGCUUUAUGCCAGAAACUUGUACAUGUAUAGUUGGACUUGUACCAUGCAUAUCAUCUUGCAGCAAAAGGUUACAAAUUUGCUGA